AUGUUGAAAUGUGGCGAGAAGUACCAAGUCCACGUUACAGCCAUCUCUGAUGACUGUGAGAGCACCUCCAACACCUCCGCCGUGUUCGAGACAGUGCCAUGUGGUCCUGAGGAUGUGAGGGCCAGUGUUACGUGCGUUACCGGAGAGCUGACGGUCACCUGGAACAUCUCCAUUCCUUCAGAGAACUACACCACCAUCAUCUCCAAUGGGAUGGGCCAGCCUCUGCACUGUAACUCUACAGAGACCCAGUGCACCAGGGGAGGGUUGUUAUGUGGAAGCUCCUACGUGGUGACGGUCUUCUCUGUCACCGGGACGUGCUUUAGUCUGCCGAGCCCUGAGGUCACAGUGCAAGCAUCUCCAUGUCUACCAGAAGAUGUCCUAGCAGAGUUAGAUUGUAACACCAACGUGAUGAAUGUGAGCUGGACUCUGGGAUCAGAUGACUACACCGCCUGGGCCAUCAGCACAGACGGACACAGAGCCUCCUGCAACUCAACAUCCGACUACUGCUUCAUCCACGAUCUAAAGUGUGGCAAAAUCUACGAGGUGGCUGUCACCUCCUCCUCCAUCCACUGCCAACGCAUAGCUGGAUCUGACUACAAGAUUCAGUCUGGUGUAAACUUCACCUGCGACUCCAGUGUGAGCAACUGCUCCUUCCUGGACCUGAGCUGUGGUCAGCGCUACACUUUCAGUGUGAUGGGACACACCAACGUGUGCAUGAGCGAGAUGAGCACUCCUGUAGAGAUCAUCACCGAGCCCUGUGUUCCAAUGAAUGUGUCUGUUUACUACAACGUGAGCACUGCCCAGGUGAUGUGGAGCGCAGCAAGCGGAGCCACAUCGUACUCUGUUGAGGCUGUGACGGACCAGGGACUGACGGUCACCUGUAACAACACCAACACCAGCUGUUACCUGAAUGGUUUACAGUGUGGUCACAUCUACAACGUCACUGUGAGGGCACGUAACCAGGCCUGUGACAGCGUGACGUCUGAAACCUCCCGCCUCAUGACAGAGCCCUGUGUUCCUAUGAAUCUCUCUGUUCACUACAACGUGAGCACUGCCCAGGUGAUGUGGAGCGCAGCACGAGGCGGCAGUUCGUACUCUGUAGAGGCUGUAACAGACCAGGGCCUGACGGUCACCUGUAACUCCACCAACACCAGCUGUUACCUGAAUGGUCUGCAGUGUGGUCAGAUCUACAACGUCACUGUGAAGGCACAAAACCAGGCCUGCAACAACACCGUGGUCUCUGCACCCUCCCGCCUCAUGACAGAGCCUUGCCAGCCUGUGAUAGUUUCAGCUCAGGCGCUCUGUCAGAAUGAGGAGGUCCAGAUCUCCUGGAGCAAAACAAACGGCGUAUUGAUCUACUUAGUUACAGCCUCAGGGAGCCUCGGAUAUGUGGAGAUCCACAACACAACCCAAACCCUUCUGACAGCCACUUUACCGUGUGGACAGCAUUACAGCGUCACUGUACAAGGACGGGGCAGCGAGUGUGACAGCAUCCCCAGCAGUCCCGCCUUCUUCAGAACCACCCCUUGCAUCCCCUGGGAUGUGUCGACCUACGUGGAGUGUGAGUUUAAUGUGGGCUCAGUCAGCUGGGGGCCCAGCGAUGGUGCUGAAGAGUACGUUGCCAUGGCGACGGGCCUCGACGGCCACACCCACCAGUGUCUCACCAACACCACCUCCUGCACCUGGAGCGACCUGCACUGUGGGGACGAGUACACUGUUGUGGUGAAAGCCAAGGGAGACAACUGCACCAGCCGGCCCAGCAACAGCUCAGUCAUACAUAUGGGUACGUGA
Messenger RNA from Acanthochromis polyacanthus (spiny chromis), 1791 nucleotides. RefSeq names its product fibronectin type III domain-containing protein 7-like. The transcript is spliced from 8 exons. Gene Ontology annotation, molecular function: protein binding. NCBI's taxonomy places the organism in Eukaryota, Metazoa, Chordata, Actinopteri, Pomacentridae. Bases 1 to 1791 code for a protein of 596 amino acids. The record is from RefSeq and is a predicted model, not a curated record.